AUGGAGCCGACUCCAUCCUCUACACAAGAGGAAAUGUCUCCUGGUGAUAUUUCCGCGAAUGCUACGUCGGGAUAUUAUAGUUCCACUCAACCUUCAUCUGCGAAUACGUACCGCUGUCCUGCUUUGACUACCUUCCUCCAGCAAUUGAAUCUGAUGCAAUAUCACAAUGGUUUUGUUGAGGUCGCUGGUGUUGGUGAAAAUGAUCUCGAACAGUUUCUUGGUUUCGACGAAGCAGAAAUCAAAGAGGUUCUAUCCGCAGUAUCCAUGAAACCUUUUCAUUCGGCAGCUUUUAAGAAGGGAAUAAGAGAACUUAGACAGGCACUUUCGGCGAACCUCAGCUCUCCAAAUUUAAUAACAAAUCUUCCUACAAAUGUGUUCCCAGUGACCCCCUUGUACUUGGCUAACUCUCCGCUACCUCAGGUACGUGAGAAUAAUGGUCCAGAUGGUCGAGUCGGUACAAAAAUUGUACUAAAAUCAGAGAAAGAACCGUUCCCAACAAGGGAGCCACCUACUAAGUCUUCUGCCGUGACGUCACGAAUCUCGUCAAAUUUAACGAACGAGGAAACAACGAACGAAUCUCUAUCCAUCCAUACCACCUCACCAAUGCAGGAGAUUCAAGAAACGUUUGACCAUUCCACGGCACAAGUCGUCAAAGAGUGUCCCACAUCGCCACCUGUAUCAAAUUUGGUGAUCUGUAACAAUGAUAAUGAUGAUAAUUCAACAAUCAAUGUAGCGGCGUCAAAGGAUGUAAUUAUACAUCAUGCGAUAAUCUACGGCAAGAAUAGUAAUAGGCAGCUGACAUCUUAUGAACAAGCCAUUAAUCGAGCAGCUACUGAACUGGCACUUUCAGAUCCUACACUGGUAGCCAACAAAGGUGUCUUAUUUGAGAAAGCAAAGGCCAAACUUUUAUCGGAGGGUUACACUUAUAAACGUGGUCAAUCACGAUCGAAAUUGAAUCCGAAUGCACCAAAACCCGGCGAGAGAACAUCCCGAGCAAGUAUUCGAUUGAGACGAAACCAGCACGCAGCUCAGACGAGUGAAAAUCGUCUCGCUCGCAUUGCAGAACUGGAACGUAAAUUGCAGAGUAAGGAGAAUCAGUAUGAAAUCGCACAGGAGUUGAAACGCGUUAAGACGGUGCAAGGCGACUCAGAAGGAUUGGAAAAAGCACAGAUGGCGUUAGACGAAUUGGGACGAGAGAGAAAUGAAAUUACCAAAGAACUGGCGACCUUGAGAAGCAAAGAACGUAAGCAUCGUUGGUAUGAACAGAGAAAAAAGGAAAGAAUGGAUUCUGGAUUUGAAGAAGCCGUAGGACUUAACACUGAAGUUCAGCACGAAAAUAAUAUAAUAGAGAAUCAAUGA
This is a messenger RNA of Acaulospora colombiana, 1359 nucleotides long. Lineage: Eukaryota; Fungi; Glomeromycota; Glomeromycetes; Diversisporales; Acaulosporaceae. The record is from the annotation of a GenBank genome assembly.